AUGUCCACCAUAUCCUUCCCCGCUACCUUCCCCAUCGUCGGCCUCCCCCUUUUUGCGACUUUCGCCCUCAACCUCUACCAGUCCAUGUCCGUCAUGAGCGCUCGUAAAGCCGCCGGCGUCAAGUAUCCCACUUUGUACGCUUCCGAGGCAGACGCUGCUGCCGAUGCCAAGAAGAUGAAAUUCAACUGUGCCCAGAGGGCUCACGCCAAUACCCUUGAGUCUGCCCCCUACAUCCUUUCCCUAUUCGGUUUCCUCAGUAUCUUCCACCCCAAGAUCGCCUCUAUCGCUCAAUUGCUCUGGGUCGUUGGACGAGUUGGUUACACUCGUGGCUACGCCACCGGUGAACCCGCCAAGCGUAUCAACGGUCUUACCAAGCUCUCUUACGUCGGCAUGGCCAUCCUCCUCUUCGGUACUCUCGGUGUCUCUGCCCAGAAAACCUACGCUCUCUUCUUCUAA
This is a messenger RNA of Cryptococcus amylolentus CBS 6039, 456 nucleotides long. RefSeq lists its product as hypothetical. The transcript is spliced from 7 exons. Bases 1 to 456 code for a protein of 151 amino acids. The record is from RefSeq and is a predicted model, not a curated record. Gene Ontology annotation, molecular function: glutathione peroxidase activity; glutathione transferase activity. Gene Ontology annotation, cellular component: endoplasmic reticulum; nuclear envelope; membrane. Lineage: Eukaryota; Fungi; Basidiomycota; Tremellomycetes; Tremellales; Cryptococcaceae.